AUGCACCCAAGUUCCCAUCCAGUUUUUAAUCAAGAAUUGAUAGUAGAGAAAAUCCUCUCCUUUUCCAAUGUGAGUGAUUGGUUGAGAAAUGAACCACCUCUGAUUAGUAGAACAUUUUCUGCAGUAUUCUCUUCCGAAUAUUUUGCAAGACUUUACAUGGCCAAUGUUUUCAAGCUUUCUAAUGAACAAGUUGGUCUUUUGGAUCAAAUGGUUGGUAUUGGAGGAAAGGUUUCACACAAGUUGAAAAAUUAUGAAUCAAUGCAGGCAAUUUUUAAAGAGUUCAUCAGUAAUAGUUUAAUUCCAAAGAGAAAUUUGACAAGUGUAAUUUCCAAGUUUUGUGCAAAUGACACCUUGCCAUAUGUUAAGGAAAUUGAAGAAACCAUUUCCAGAAUAUCUAUGGCCUUUGAAAUUCACGAAAAACUAUUUUCACACUAUUAUAAUUGUGACUUGAUUAUUAAUGAUGGUGGCACUAUUUAUGAGAUUAAAGAUGUCUCACAAUUCUGGAAAGGAGGUGAAUGCAAGCAAAUCAUUGUCCACUCAAUCAAGCAGUUAAAACCUGAAUUAAAUGCAAAGAUAGGAGGUUUUGAAAUUGAGGCCACUGUCUAUAUGGGAUUUGGUUAUCCCUUGAAAUUUUCAUUUACCGGUAUUUACAAUCAAAUCCAAGGAAUAACUCACUUUGAUGAGAGAGUUUUUGCAUUUGACAAUUUUAUUUUCUAUGCAGAGGACGGUUAUGUAGAGGGAACGAGUGCGGACACGUUUGAAAUUAUGAAUCACUUUAUUAGUGUAGAACAAGAUCAAAUACCACCAGAAUUGAAUACUGAGAGAGUUUACAAUACUUUGUGUUAUCAUUGGUAUUGGCCAUUUUUGCAUGGAAAAUCAAAGAUGACCAACAAAUUUAAGGAGUGGAUGAAGGAAAUGGAUUUUGAUGAUCCAAUCAUUUAUGUCGAUUCCUACAUGAGAGAAUCUGUUUCAAAUUCAGCUAAUAAGCGUAAACUCGCAGAGUCAUCACAAGCUAAGAGUGGUGCAAAGAAGAGUAAGCAUUGA
Messenger RNA from Naegleria gruberi, 1044 nucleotides. RefSeq lists its product as uncharacterized. Lineage: Eukaryota; Heterolobosea; Eutetramitea; Acrasida; Naegleriidae. The coding region runs from base 1 to 1044 and encodes 347 amino acids. The record is from RefSeq and is a predicted model, not a curated record. The transcript has a single exon.